This is a messenger RNA of Cryptotermes secundus, 859 nucleotides long. Its product is annotated as protein FAM98B-like. The record is from RefSeq and is a predicted model, not a curated record. The coding region runs from base 98 to 463 and encodes 121 amino acids. NCBI's taxonomy places the organism in Eukaryota, Metazoa, Arthropoda, Insecta, Blattodea, Kalotermitidae. The transcript has 2 exons.
UGGGUUUACAGGGCUAUAUAAUCAUGAAGACGAAACUGUAUCAGUUGCCCAGCGCCAAGUCACCCGUCGAGAGCGGCUGUGAAGACAACUGACGAUCAUGGGUAAAUACCUGUUAUACGUGGCACUCACUAUGGUUUUGGUCUGCCUUGUGAAAGCGGAGCCCGCCCGCGGCGGUGGCUAUGCAGUGGGUGUUGGUGGAGGCCUUGGAGGUGGCAGAGGAGGUUUUGGUGGAUUUGGAGGAGGCCGUGGAGGAUUUGCAGGCGGUCGAGGUGGCUUUGGUGGAUUUGGAGGAGGUCGUGGAGGAUUUGUAGGCGGUCGAGGUGGCUUUGGUGGUAUUCAUGCUGGCCAUUCUCACGGAGGACAUGGCUUUAGAGGCAGUCCGUUCCUCGGACGUGGUGCUGGAUUUGGAGGAACUAUUGGCUUGUUUCCUUGGAUGGCAUAUAGACGAUACUAUGAUUAUUAGGAGUGUUGCUGAACCUUGUUACUUAAACCAGAAUUAUUAAAAAAAAUACGAGGUCUUGUCUCAAGGCAAAACCGAUUAAUGCUAUUUAAGAUGAAAUUAUAUUUUUAAAUUGUGAAUAUUUUAUUUAUACUUUGAAACAUUAUGGGCUUUAAAUUAAAAAUAUAACGUGUUAACUUAAUGUAGUUCAGACUCUUAAAAUUCUAUUUCUAUACCGCUACAUGUUACGAAUUUUUCUUAUGCACUUAGUGUGAGACGCGUUACUUUUAGACACUUCCAUACUUUCUAGAAUCUCUUCUCUAGUCUGAUCAUAUGUAGGACCCACGUUUCUCUGUUAGAUAUACUCUCCAUGUUUUCUUUUAAAGAAACAUGGUUUAACAGUAUGACUUUGCGAAAAUG